AUGGGAAAAAUACCGAAUGAAAAAAUGAAAUCCAACGCAAAACCAUCUUCCAGUUGGGCAGUGAUAAAACUUUCGAAAUCAUAUUUAUCAACAAUUCUUCAACGAUGGGUUUCUUGUACUUGUUGUAUGGCUUUGCAUCCUGAGAGCCGAUUUACUAUUGCAUCAAAUAUUGAUGAAUUGUAUCACGAUGUAGUUGAAGGAGAACUUUUAUGCCGAAAAUGUCAUGAAUUCAGUCCAUCAAAUGAUUACAGUCAUUGUCCAUUUGCAUAUUAUAAAAAUAGACUAGUGGUUCCUUUGAUACCAGAUGAUUUAAUAUUGGGUUUUAUGGAACAAAGAGCAAUUGCCUUAACCCAUAUCUAUAUGAGUAUUAUACUUAUUCGUGGUCAUCAAGCUGCAAUGAAAGGCCAAGCAGUUCACUUUCAUAUUGAUACAAAUGUAAUUGUUGGUGAUUUAUUACCAUUUCCAAGAUGUUAUGAAUUUCUAGCAGUUGUGCAGGAAAAACCAUUAAAAAAUCAUGAGAUUCACACAACAGUUGCAUAUUCAUUUAGUCCAAUACAAGUUUUAAAAGCUUUGACAUAUUUAAAACAAUAUAAUCAUUUAUAUGCUGCUAAAAAGUUCAUGACAAUAAAUGAAAUAGAAGAAAUGUUUAAAUGUCGAAAUGAGAUUAUUACACCCAUUCGAAUAAUUGAUAGUUACGCUUACAAUAAUUCCACUACUACAACACCUAUUCUGAACUCAUCAGACGAUUUUUCUGGACCAAAACGCAAAAUAUCUUGUGCUGAAAAUCCAAUAUGGCAGAUAGAGCCGUAUCUUGAAGAAAGUACUUAUCCGUGGUUGUAUACACAUGGUAAGGGUGGUGAAGCAGAUCCUGAACGACCUAUUGCUUUAAGUAUUCGAGAUUAUUAUAAACAACGUCUAAAAUCUGUUGAUAACCGAUGGCAGAAAGAUCCGACUUGGAUUUUUCGAUCAUUGAAUUUGCUACAGAGAGAAGAAUUACGUAAAUCUGUUAAUUACCAUGCAAAGAAAAAGUAUGAAGACGGAAAAAUAUGUUAUUUGAUCUAUCCAGAUGUAGGAGCAGUUCUUCGUGGUACUUCAGCAUUUUGGUUAAAAGCAAAAAGACAUCUUCGGUCUAUGUAUGCAACACUCGGAAAACCUUUUAUUUUUUUUUCAAUAAAUCUGCAAGACGACGUGGAAUUUUUAAUCAAUAUUGAUUCUAAUAAAUUUGGAUCUAUAAAUAACCCUAAAUGGGAAGCAAUUGAUACUUUAUCAGACGAUGAAUACAUUAUGCUUGUAAAUGAAAAUGCAGGGCUUGUUGCACGAAUGUGUAAACGUCGAAUGAACGCUUUUGAAGAAUACAUUAAUGAUAAGAAACAUCCAUUUCUGAUUGAUUAUGUAGUUUCUCACUAUUUUCUGAAAACCGAAUUUCAACGAGAUGGAUUACCACAUUUACAUGCUCUGUUAUGGAUUGAAAAUCCUCCUUCUACGGAUACAAAUGAAGGACGACAAGAAAUACUUGAUUUCGUUGAUAAAGUGGUGCUGAACUUGCUUAUAUGCAAGAAGGUAGAGAUUGUACUUCCACAUACAGUUCUUUCGUGA
Messenger RNA from Rotaria sordida, 1596 nucleotides. The record is from the annotation of a GenBank genome assembly. NCBI's taxonomy places the organism in Eukaryota, Metazoa, Rotifera, Eurotatoria, Philodinida, Philodinidae.